This is a messenger RNA of Paramacrobiotus metropolitanus, 686 nucleotides long. RefSeq lists its product as uncharacterized. Gene Ontology annotation, cellular component: membrane. Bases 109 to 651 code for a protein of 180 amino acids. Gene Ontology annotation, biological process: monosaccharide transmembrane transport. The transcript has a single exon. Gene Ontology annotation, molecular function: hexose transmembrane transporter activity. The record is from RefSeq and is a predicted model, not a curated record. NCBI's taxonomy places the organism in Eukaryota, Metazoa, Tardigrada, Eutardigrada, Parachela, Macrobiotidae.
ACGCAUCACGGCAUUAGUGUCUGCUUCCGACAACACAUAAAUUUCGGCAUCUCCAUAAAUUACAGACACGCCAAUCGGCUGCCAACCAGCAACCGGAACAAAGUCACCAUGUUGGAGCACAGCCACCUCACUUUCCGUCUGGGCUUAGCCCUUCUGGCCGCCACCAUCGGGACGUGGUUCCCGCACGGUCUCAGCAUGUCGGCCCUGAACGUUCCGCAGUUUAUUGUCCAAAAUUGGAUCCGCUCCGUGAAAUGUCAGCGUUUCGGCGGCACCUUCCGCGGCAACUACACCGUUGGCAAUAUCACCAACACCACCAACGGCCCCGCCCUGGCGUUGUGGUGCAACGCUAUCCCGGCGGAGGAGAAAGCGCGGGUGCUGAGCGAGAACACGGAACUGAACACCCUGUGGGCGCUGUUCUCCUCCUUGCUGUGCGUCGGCGCAUUGAUCGGGACGCUGCUAACCAAUACACUGAUCCGGUGGGUCGGGGUCAAACGCUCGCUGAUGUGCGGAGCAGGGGUGCUGGCUGCCGGGUGUAUCAUGUGCUCCUUCGCGCCGCUAGCAGCGGCAUGGGGUACAAUACGUGCGCUUCUGCUGCAUCAUAACCGCGCAUUUCAGAUAGCAUACCGAUAUUUUCACUAUAAUAUGUGUUGAAAGUGUGAACUCCAAUAAAUUAUUUUAAAGCGUAA